Messenger RNA from Dibothriocephalus latus, 438 nucleotides. The record is from the annotation of a GenBank genome assembly. NCBI's taxonomy places the organism in Eukaryota, Metazoa, Platyhelminthes, Cestoda, Diphyllobothriidea, Diphyllobothriidae.
AUGUUGCUGGGCUAUUCGCCUCUCGUACAGACCGCCAUGGGAACUGCACUCACCUGGGGCGUCACGGCCCUGGGUGCCAGUCUCUGUGUCUUUCAAACGCCUAACCGGCGAGCAGCCCAGAAGAGCAUGGUCUUGGAAUGGAGUCUUGGUUUCUCCGCCGGGGUGAUGCUGGCUGCCUCUUUUUGGUCCUUGUUGCAGCCGGCUAUCACUCUGGCUGAAGCCGGGCACGACCAGGGCGGUCUUGCAAUGGGUCGUCUCUCCUUUCUUCCGGCUGCUAUUGGGUUCGCAGUUGGCGCUCUUUUCAUCCUGAUCGCCGACAUCCUGUUUCCGGAACAGAAUAUUCUGGUUCUGCCCCAAACUAAGACGUCGGUUGCUGGAGGCAGUCCGGCCUGUAAUCUUGUCCUCGGUGAGUUUAUCGUUCGUCUCCUCCUUUCCUGA